Pan troglodytes (chimpanzee) is the source of this 1791-nucleotide messenger RNA. RefSeq names its product family with sequence similarity 170 member B (gene FAM170B). Bases 254 to 1327 code for a protein of 357 amino acids. The record is from RefSeq and is a predicted model, not a curated record. Gene Ontology annotation, biological process: fertilization. Gene Ontology annotation, cellular component: acrosomal vesicle. Lineage: Eukaryota; Metazoa; Chordata; Mammalia; Primates; Hominidae. The transcript has 2 exons.
ACAGAUGGACUAAGACAGCGGUUCCAUGCAUGCUUAAAUGUAUACAAGUGUCUCUGUGUUUAUGUGUUUGUGUUUUUGUGUGUGUCUAAGGAGUUAAGAGUAUGUGUGUUUUGUGUUUGUGUGUGUCCAUGAUAAUACACAAGACAGAAAAGGAGUUCCCAUGGGGAAAUGAGAACAUGUUGGGAAGCCUGUCCUGGUAUCCAGCCUCAGCCUCUGCCCUCGCCAUGGGUCACAGAACAGACCAGUGCCAUCGAUGAGGUCACACAGUAGAGCUAGGAUCUUAGCGACCAUGGGGAGCUCAGUGUCCACUCUGGCUGGGGCCAGCUGGAGGCCUUCAGUACAGCCCCAGCCAACUCUCACUGAACAGCUGGAGCACCGACACCCUGGGCACUCAUUUCAAAUCAUGAAAUGCCACUUCACAGACCACAGGGGAGAACAGUCACCAACCGAUGGGACCACCCUCAGCUUGACCAGCCCUGAGUCCACUGAGGAGAGUGUGGAAGUGUUCUGGCCAGGGACUAUACAGAGAGAAGGGUCGUCCCCACGGCCGGGGCCUGCCAUUCCCCGGGAGGAGGGCCUCUACUUCGCUGCCAGGGCCCGGGGGAUGCUGGACUGGAGCAGCUCCCCAUCCUCAGAGUCCUCCGAGUACCAGUCCUACUCCCAGUACCAGUCAUGCUGCUCCUGCAUGUGCGAUGAGGACAAUGCUGCUCCUCAGAGUGUGUGUGCCUUCUACACGCACGUGCAGACUGUGCGGGGUGUGGCUGUGGCCUGGGAGACCGAGGCCGGCUUCGAGCCGGUCAGCAGGAAGCCCCGCAUCCAUGAAGCCCAGUUCAUCAAGAGGCAGAGGUGGAACGGCUCCUCCUUCGAAAUGGCUUCCAACACCGAUAUGCGCUGGGACCUGGAAGCCUGCAAGAGCAACUGCAGCCCCGAGCCCGAGGACAUAGACCUGCUGGAGUGCUGCCUGCAGGAGCUGCGGGAGCCGCCGGACUGGCUGGUCACCACCAACUACGGGGUGCGCUGCGUGGCCUGCUGCAGGGUCUUCCCCUCCCUGGACACUCUGCUGGAGCACGCCCAGCAUGGCAUCCGGGAGGGCUUCAGCUGUCAGAUCUUUUUUGAGGAGAUGCUGGAGAGAAGGCGGGCUCAGGGCCAAGCACAUGACCAACAGCUGGAGGAGGAGCAGAGUCCUUCAGACAACAGCGAAUGUUCCCGGCCCCAGGGUGAGGUGCUCUCAGCACAGCAGCAGGAGGAGCAGAGUCCUUCAGACAACAGCGAAUGUUCCCGGCCCCAGGGUGAGGUGCUCUCAGCACAGCAGCAGGAGAAGCAGUGAGCCAGAGGGGAGAUACCCAACCCUGCCCUCACCUCCAGGGCCUGGGACUGCUCCUUCCCCAGCCAGCAGUAUCAGAGCCACUAGGGCAGGGAGAGAGGACCAGGGUCAGGGGGAAGGAAAGGCAUGGAGUGUAGAGCAGCGAGGGCCGGGAGACUGGAAGGAACCCCCUUCCUGCCCUAGGCACAGCAUCUCCACCAGAGUCCAUUUCAAAACCCAAACGAGAGGGCUUUGAGUGUUUCUGAUGGCAGGCACAACAUCUGAAACCCACAAAUGCAUGGCCAGAGGGAUUUCCAUUUUUGCCGGUGGAUCAGGCAGGUCCACACUUGCUAAGUAUAUGUGGGUCACAGGACAGCCAACUGCAAAUUACUCUUCAGCCCUAUUUUUUUCACUAUUGAAAAUCUGUCAUAUGCCCUAGUUCUAUGUCUUAUGUUAUUGGGAUUAAACUUGAAUAACACAAAAUUGAA